AUGCGGAGGCGACGAUAUGUCACUGCUCCUCAAGGGCAGACGGAGGCGGUGAACGGCACUUCGCAUGAGCCUUCCCGAUUACCUGUUCCCGGUGUGCUUGGGGCUGGCACACCUCCGCUAAAGCGUGUGGCUGGAGAGUGGAUCAGCUUCGGGCGCGACAAAGAAGGGAAACUGGUCCUCGUGUUCGUAAAAAGUAACACGGAGAGACCUUCACGCCAGGGGAGUAACAGUCGCGUCGACUUUAUGGACUUUUGUUUCUCACAGUCUGUUGGCGCCGCGAUGACGAAAGGUGAAUCCCUCGACCCAGGGAAGCACAAUCAUGGUCAAAACUCUAGUCCAACAUGUUUCGAAUUCCGUCUCGAACACCCGAAUACUGCGACCCUCUUUGUUCACGUUCGGAAGGUUUCGAAGCUCCAUUCACGACACGACUUUCGGUCCGUGACUGCAGAGCGCACCAGGGAGAACCGAGGACCUCGAGACGCACCCAGCUUCUCUCUCGUGUGGCGGCCGCUCGUUUCCAAGUUCUCCCGCGACCCGGAAUUGGUCUACUGGGUCCCGCCGCUCUACCUGUCGGGGGAUACGCUCAGACUCAAAAAAAACGAGGCGACGGAGAUCCAGUCGCCGACGUCGCUGGGGAGGCUGAGGCCCAAGCAGCUGGUCUCCGGAAGGGGAUCACGUAACCCAACCAGCAGUAGGGCCAACCUCCUAACGGCGAGCGAGGAGACGCUCUACUUCGGAUGGACCCCCAAGAAUCCCCUGAACUUCGAAGGCAGCGAGCACUUCUACGAGAAGACGCCGACGAUCUUCCAGAUGCACCGCAACCCCAUGAACUUCCUCGGCCAAGACUAUUUCCCGAAGAGGAACGACUCCUUCAGCUACGAGCGCAAUCACUAUAAGAUGGGUCGCGGGCGCUCCGAGGGCUCGAGCACCCCGAGCCAGGCGAGAGGAGGUCCGGCGAAUGCGCAAGGCGAUUCCAGAGGGGACGAAGAGAGUCUCAAAGAUGAAGUAUUUGGAAGCGACCCCGAAGCCACGCAGGCGGCCUUAGGCAAACCGGCCGGUUAUCCCGCGGAGAGGAAGUCCCCGGUCCGUUGGCCUGAGGACAUACAGGACGUCCCCGUGAGUCCCGGAUCGCUGGAGGCCAAUAUCAUGGGCUGGACGGCCACCCACACGUACAUGAACGACUCGCACCUCCUCCACAAGAUGGCCGCCAGGAGCCUCACUCCCCAGACGCCGUCGACGAUGGACAGGAAGGAACACAGUGUGUGGAACCUCCCCGUACAAAAAGAUCCUGUUCUCGUGCUAAAUAUCCGUCUGUACGUUGUCUCCGUCGUUAUGCUUCUGUUCAUCGGUGUGGUGCUCACAAUAAUUAUCGUGGAAACUGCCAGACACCGACAAGGGUAAUUUCUUCAGUUUUAUCCCUGAAACUGAAUCUUUUUUUUACACUGAAUUUUAGUUUUUUAAGAGACUGCCUUUUAAUGUGUAAAUUAUUAUUUUUUUACUAUUUAUUUUACAUUGUGUUAAAUUAAGUUUUAAGAGUUUCAUAAUAAAAAGCAAAGUUUAACUUUCA
This is a messenger RNA of Penaeus chinensis, 1567 nucleotides long. RefSeq lists its product as uncharacterized. NCBI's taxonomy places the organism in Eukaryota, Metazoa, Arthropoda, Malacostraca, Decapoda, Penaeidae. The record is from RefSeq and is a predicted model, not a curated record. Bases 1 to 1401 code for a protein of 466 amino acids. The transcript has 8 exons.